CACAUCUGUAUUGCUACCUUGAAUGCUGCUCUUUAUUUAUGGAAUGGCCAGAGAAAUAAAGGAAGAGGUAUUUUUUCAAGAGACAGGUCUUAUAAGCGAGUGACUUGCCCCACUUCAUUCAAUUUAAGGACUUGGAUUUUUGCUCUAUUUUAUUAGACAGAUUUCCCUCGUUUAUCUCCCUUGCCUGUCCUCUAGUAAUUCAAAGCAGAGAAAUAGUGAUGCUAGGAUUUACAGGUGGUGAAAGUUGCUUGGUAAUUCAAUAAUGAAGCUUUGAUGUACCUGUGGGAGGGGUCUCUUCGUCCUAUGCGUGGAGAAGUGCGUUUGGUUGAUCAUAUACGGUCUGACAGACAAAGAUACAAGUGAUUUUCCAAGGUGAUAUUGAAUGCUAUAACCAUUUCUCCAGCUACUUUCUUUAGUCCUCUUCUUCAAAGUUUGUUGUGUUGCGCUUUUCUUUUCUACUCUACUCUACUCUACUCCUCCAGAUAUCUACACUAAUGGAGUUCUCCCAAAUUCUAGGAUGCACAGAGGAGUAUAGUGGGGCUACUGGCAGUGAGUCUGGGUGGACAAAAUAUAUUGCCUCCCCCGUCAAAGAAAACGACUUCGAUGAUGAUAAUGCUGAUAGCAAGAAUAAACAAGGAGAUUGCAGAAAACGUAAUUAUGGGAAUGAUGAUGGUGGUGGUGAGAGUGAUGACUCCAUGACCUCAGAUGCCUCUUCUGGUCCAAGCCAUCCUGAACUUCCAUGCAGGAGCAGUAAGGGAAGUGUUAACAUAGGUCCUUCCAAGUAUGCAACUAGCAAAAAUUCAUCAAAAGCAAAACUUCAGAAACAAGUGAAGGAAAGAGAUGGAUCAGCAAGGAUCAGAGUAGAAAAUGAAGUAUCAGUUCUCAAGGCAAAUAGUGCUGCUAGUUAUGUGCAAAGUGGAACCAAGGUAAGAAAAUCAGAGAGUUGAAUCAUUAGAAGAAGAGACGUGCUCUGGUUUCCUCUCUCUUGCUCUCUUUCGCUUGUGCCAGAAAUGUAUAAAAUUUUUAAGUGCUGAUGUUCUUCAGAUGUCUACAAGUGAAGGCACUUUCCAUGCUUCUGUAACUCUGUUUUGGAUUUCCAGAAUUCCACUGUGAAGUUGGAUCUCUCUCUCUCUCUCUCUUUUUCUAGAAAGGUGAACUUUGACUCUUGGAAAUGUAAAUGGAGGUUAUUUACAAA
Messenger RNA from Populus trichocarpa (black cottonwood), 1195 nucleotides. Its product is annotated as protein SOB FIVE-LIKE 1. The record is from RefSeq and is a predicted model, not a curated record. Gene Ontology annotation, biological process: cytokinin biosynthetic process. The transcript has a single exon. The coding region runs from base 495 to 947 and encodes 150 amino acids. Lineage: Eukaryota; Viridiplantae; Streptophyta; Magnoliopsida; Malpighiales; Salicaceae.